Aspergillus bombycis is the source of this 831-nucleotide messenger RNA. Its product is annotated as OST3/OST6 family protein. Bases 1 to 831 code for a protein of 276 amino acids. The record is from RefSeq and is a predicted model, not a curated record. The transcript has 3 exons. Gene Ontology annotation, cellular component: oligosaccharyltransferase complex. Lineage: Eukaryota; Fungi; Ascomycota; Eurotiomycetes; Eurotiales; Aspergillaceae.
AUGAAAUUGUUUACUCUCAUCAUCGCACUCUUCUAUAUUGUAUCUAGCGCUUGCGCGAGCCCGGAGUCUGGCAAGUUCGAAAGAUAUCAGUCUCUCUCUCGCUCCAUUCCCAUUGAUUUGGAUGACUCGUCAUAUGAAGACUUGACAUCGAAACCCCGAGAUUAUCACGUUGCGGUACUUUUAACGGCUGCUGAAGCUCGCUAUGGGUGCAUCUUAUGUCGCGAGUUCCAGCCGGAAUGGGAACUCAUCUCGCGAAGUUGGAACAAGAGCCCCAAACCCGAUGGCCUAAAAAUGCUUUUUACCACCCUUGACUUCAAUAAUGGUAAAGCAACUUUCCAAAAGCUGAUGCUCCAAACUGCCCCGGUUCUUCUUUUGUUUCCUCCAACUGUUGGUCCCUUCGCUAAAGUUGAUGAUGCGCCUGUUAGAUUUGACUUCAGUGGUCCAAUCUCUGCUGACCAGCUUUACGUGUGGAUCAAUCGUCAUCUUCCAGAGGGACCAAAGCCACCCCUUGUUCGUCCCAUUAACUAUAUGCGACUCAUUUCUGCAGUGACAAUAUUAAUGGGCGUGUUAACCUUAUUCACUGUUCUAUCACCAUAUGUUUUGCCAGUUAUACAGAAUCGAAACUUAUGGGCCGCGUUCAGCUUGAUUUCCAUACUAUUAUUCACAAGCGGCCACAUGUUCAACCAUAUCCGCAAAGUGCCAUAUGUUGCUGGCGACGGCAAAGGUGGCAUUAGCUACUUCGCCGGUGGAUUCUCAAAUCAGUUUGGAAUGGAGACACAAAUUAUUGCUGCCAUCUGUAAGUGUGGGCGCCUGAAAGCCAACGAAACAUGA